Messenger RNA from Racocetra persica, 327 nucleotides. The record is from the annotation of a GenBank genome assembly. Lineage: Eukaryota; Fungi; Glomeromycota; Glomeromycetes; Diversisporales; Gigasporaceae.
GCAAAGGAUCAUUCGGUGAAGUAUUUAAAGGGUUUGAUAAGAGGACUAAAAUACCUGUGGCUAUCAAGAUCAUAGAUCUUGAACAUGCUGAAGAUGAGAUUGAAGAUAUUCAGCAAGAAAUAGCCAUUCUUUCACAAUUGGAUUCACAAUAUUAUGGUUCAUUCCUUAAGGGAUCCCAUUUAUGGAUUGUCAUGGAAUAUUGUUCAGGAGGGUCUUGCUCUGAUUUAAUGAAGCCUGGUGUUUUUAGAGAAGAGUACAUAGCAAUUAUAUUGCGGGAGCUAUUAAAAGGAUUGGACUAUCUGCAUGCUGAAAACAAACUUCACAGAG